This is a messenger RNA of Arachis stenosperma, 3225 nucleotides long. RefSeq names its product phosphatidylglycerophosphate phosphatase PTPMT2-like. The transcript has 8 exons. Gene Ontology annotation, biological process: protein dephosphorylation. The record is from RefSeq and is a predicted model, not a curated record. Gene Ontology annotation, molecular function: phosphatidylinositol-4,5-bisphosphate 5-phosphatase activity; protein tyrosine/serine/threonine phosphatase activity. NCBI's taxonomy places the organism in Eukaryota, Viridiplantae, Streptophyta, Magnoliopsida, Fabales, Fabaceae. Bases 284 to 1138 code for a protein of 284 amino acids.
CCUCUUUUGAAGCAAGAGAGUAGGUCUUAAUUUUUUUGGUAAUAAAAAUAAAUUCCGAGGGCAUUCUUGACAGGUGCCCUCUGCUUUUCCUCAACAUCUCAACGCUCUCAAUCCCACACUCUCCCACUUUCGCUUCUACCUUAUCGGUCGAUUACAUUUCUUGCUACUUAGGUUUCAUCGAUCUGUGAUUUUUCUCGCCUUCCUUGUUUCCCUAUCUCGGUGAAUUUGAUCGCGGUUGUGGUUCUAGGGUUUCUUUGUUUGUUUGGUUUCGGGGUUUAAUUUGAUGUGUGGCAUGAAGAUCGAGGAGUUAGACGAUAUGGGGAGUAGUAGGGAUGAAGAGAAGGGGGAGAUGCAGAUUGUGAGGGUUGAUUCAAAGAGAGCGUUGGUGGGAGCAGUUGCUCGGAUCCUGUUUUACCCGACACUCUUGUAUAAUGUGCUUCGUAACAAGAUUGAAGCUGAAUUCAGGUGGUGGGAUCAAGUUGAUGAGUUUUUGUUGCUGGGCGCAGUCCCAUUCCCCAAAGAUGUUCCUCACUUGAAGAAGCUUGGCGUUGGUGGUGUAAUAACUCUUAAUGAACCGUAUGAAACUUUGGUGCCUUCAUCAUUGUAUCAUGCUCAUGGAAUUGAUCACUUGGUAAUUCCCACAAGGGAUUAUCUCUUUGCCCCCUCCUUUGCUGAUAUCAGCCGGGCUGUGCAGUUCAUUCAUCAGAAUUCAACUUGUGGUAAAACUACUUAUGUUCACUGUAAAGCUGGGCGGGGAAGGAGUACAACAAUUGUGCUUUGCUAUCUGAUUGAAUACAAGCACAUGACAGCUGCUGCUGCCCUGGAAUAUGUGCGGUCUCAAAGACCCAGAGUGAUGCUAGCUCCAUCGCAAUGGAAGGCUGUUCAAAACUAUAGCAAACGCAGACCUUGUUCUUUAGCACGCUCACCCUCAUGGGAUGCAGUUCUUAUAACCAAAGCUGAUCUUGAAGGCUACCAGAGCUCUGGUAAUGCUGGUAUGGAGCUGGCCAUUGCUCCUAAAGUGCCAAAGACUAAUCCCAUGAUAUCAAGACUAUCUUGUCUGUUUGCAUCCUUAAAGACAUCCGGAAAUAGUGUACCCAUGACGAGGUGGUUGCCGGUUUCUGAGUCACGUGCUUGUUAAGCCAGCAAGCCAGGCCAGCUUGACACGGAUAUGUACAGAAGAAGGUUGUGGAAAUAAGUGAAGUUGGAUACUUUCCCACAGAGUCGGUGCAAUUGUGUUAAAUGAGAGUAUGCAUAGUAUGAAAGAUAGGGAGGGAAGAUUCCUCCAUUGUCGUGUUACGUUGUAGUUCUCUUGUAGAUACCUCAUGGUCAUGGGUGAUUACUCCAUAUGCAAGUUAAAUCAUUAUUGAUGUGAAAUAAAUACAAUUACUCAGUUGGUGGCCGAACGGUUGCUUCUGUUUACUGGUACAAGGUCUCUUUCCUGUUCCUUUACACUUGCCUACUUGCAUAUUGCCUGCCUGAAGCACAGCUCGUUUUGCAGAUCUGACCUCUGUAGCUCUGCCUACUGCUCCAGUUUCUGUUGCAAUAGGAUUCUAGGAAGGAACAGCGUAAUAUGUCUUGACGUGUGGAUGCAGCCUUGGAGUGUUAGUCAUUUAUUGUUGCUCCAAUUCUGGUGAAAAACUUGGGCUUUGGGUAUUGGUCGUAAAAGUAUCUUAACUAUGUAUACAUACAUCACAUUGAUACAUUGUGAAAAGUGUGCGAUGCAUCAAAUAAUGAAGUGUUUACAGACACUUAAUUUAGUUAAAAGAAAUAAAAAUAAAAUUGUGGAUUUUAGAGUGAGAAGUUACAAUAAAAAUUCACAGAUGACACGAGUGGAGCAAAGUAUAACCAAGUUAAGACUACAGAAGAAAAAAAAAAGGUUGUAUGAAAACGUUAGAAUACACUAGGGAUUUACACUUAGAGAAGUGUGCUUUAGCAAUAGAUAUCUAGUACCAGGUAUCGGUGACCGGUGACAACUAAGUAAUCUAAUAAGUAAUAACCUAUUUGGCGUCGAUAGUUAUGUUGUUGAUACAAACUAGUAGCGUUACAGAGGAAAAAAAAAGGUUUUGUUCAUUUUCUGUAUGGGAAGCCAAACAGGGUGGCAAUGGUGAAAACAAUUGCUUAAUAAACAAACAAGCAGUGAAGGAGGAAAAUGUGUGCAUAGCAUUGGUGAUGGAGCCCCUUGAUUUUGCAUUUAUGUUUCUUACCACUCUGCAUUGCUUGAAUAUUGCUCUCGUUUUCUGAUUAUUCUGAUUUCUCUAUUUUUAUCCUUUCUCAUGGGCUUGUUUUCUUUUGUUGCUGAGUUGUUCAUCCUGCAUUUUUUAAAUGCCGAACGAAGCCAAAGCUGACAUCUCCUGGGGCUAAUGGGACUAAUAUGGCUGUGCUUGAUAAACAUGGUUGAUUAUGCUUGCUAAUAACAACAAUGAUAACUUUGAUCUAAUAGUCUAUCUAUUAUUAAACUUCUGAAUAAUUUAACAACACUAAUAAUAAAAAAAAAGUUUUAAAUAAUAUAUGCUCUUUGACUGAAUUUCAAAAAAUAAAACAUCUUAUUUUUUAAGAAUAGUACAUAAAGUGAUCAAUAUAUGAGAAAUUUUUACUUAUUUUUCGUAAACGUAGAGACUUGUAAUGGAUUUCCUUUCAAGCCAUGUUUCUGGGGAUUGGAGGAGUUGGUUUAAGUAUGGAUUUAAUUACUCAGAGUAGAAUAUGUGCUUGAUGAGUCGGACAAGACAAGCCACCUCAUGGACUUUCUUCAUGCACAGAGAGAAGCCGGGAUUGAUGGCAAGUUCUCGGGAUUACUAUUAAUGUUCACAAGGUGUUCUUGGAAAGGGAUGUUGAGUUAUUCGAACAGUGCCAGAGACAACAUGCAGAGAAAGAAACCAAAGCCAAAGAUAUUGAAGAGCAGAGGAAACUAACUUGGAAAAGACUAGCAGAUGUUGCCAGAGAGAAUGGGUGGACGAUAUAGUCACAUAUUAGCUUCCAAGUAUGCCACUCUCCAUAAUCAUGUCAUAAUUUAUGGGUUUAUACUUUAUAUAUAUAAUUGCCAGCCUAAUUUUUUACCUACCAAUAUAUUCUAUUUCUCACUUUUGGUAUAAUCAGUAUUUUGAAGAGAGCAGUUAUUUAUGUAACUUUUUGAAAGAAGUUAGUAAUUUUUUUAGAUGUUCUGUGAAGCACUUCCACUUAUGAUUAAAGAUUGUUCGUGAAGUAAGAUUGACUUUAUUGUUUGAAGAA